AUGAAGUGGGCUAAAAGGGUGUGGAAUAAUUUUGUACAUCCAAGUAUAGCUAGUAAUGUGUGGAAAUUGGUAAGAAAUAUAACUGCAACUGAUGACAAUAUGAAGAAAAGAAAGUUUCAACUGGCUUCAAGAUGUAUAUUCUGCAAAAAGGAAGAGGAAACAAGAGAACAUAUCCUUUGGUACUGCAAUUUUAGUGAAAUUGUAUGGAAGUGGCUAGGUGGUAUAUUUAGUUUCAGAAAUCCAAGAAGCUUUGGUGAAAUACUGCAAUAUGCCAGCCAGAAAAGUCCUGCAGUAAAAGAAGUCUGGAUAUUGACUUCAUUCAUAGCAAUGAAAGAGCUGUGGUUCCUAAGAAAUGAAUGUCUAUAUGACAAUGGAAAAUGUGAUGCUCUUGUCAUCAAAAAUAAAAUAUUGAAGACCAUUUCAGAAAGUGAUAUAAGAAUGAAGGCAAUGAUGUGGAACAUUCAAUAUGACUUGCAGGUACUAAAAAGUCUUGGUUUAAAAUCAAGAAAAGUUAAGAGUUUGAUUGUUAAAGAGGUAUUUUUCACUCUUCCUUUACCUGGCCAAAUAUUAUUAUGCUGUGAUGGUGCCUCUAGAGGAAAUCCAGGAACAUCUAGAUAUGGGAUAGUUGGAAGGGACAGCAACGGUGGAUUUAUUAUACCAAUAUCAGGUGGCUUGGGGAUAUCCACUAAUUACUAUGCAGAGAUAUAUGCAGUUAUCAUAGCAGGAGAAUGGGCUAUACAAAAUGACUUCUUCAAUAUUGUUUUUAGAACAAACUCAAUGGCAGUAAUUCAUGCUUUUAUAAAUCAAAAGCUUCCUUGGUUUGCAAUAGCAAGGUGGAGAAAGAAGAAGGGUAAGGGCAAGGCAGCAGUGAAAGAGGUGUGUUUGGUGUUUCUGCACCCUUUCUUCAAAAGAGGUGUGGAUUUUGAGAUAUACUUUGGUACCAGAAAAUAUUUCUCUAAAGAAGAUGUCAAGGUGUUAAUUGCAAACCAGUUAAGGAAAUUAAAAACAGGCAUUAAGAAGCUUGUUGGUGAAACCCAAGAGAUUCAUAAGGUUUGUGAUGAACAAACCAAGGAUAAGCUUGUUGACAUGAGUGGACUUGUUUAUAUGAUCAUUGGUUUAGAGCUAAGACUCAAUGGCAAGGAAGGUCAGGGUCAGACCGGUGGAGCUCUGAAGUUAAUCUGA
Papaver somniferum (opium poppy) is the source of this 1182-nucleotide messenger RNA. RefSeq lists its product as uncharacterized. NCBI's taxonomy places the organism in Eukaryota, Viridiplantae, Streptophyta, Magnoliopsida, Ranunculales, Papaveraceae. The record is from RefSeq and is a predicted model, not a curated record. The coding region runs from base 1 to 1182 and encodes 393 amino acids. Gene Ontology annotation, molecular function: nucleic acid binding. The transcript has 2 exons.